UCUCCAUUCUCUCGACUCUCCUCUCACUGUCUCCAUCAUACUCCACGCCUCCUAUCUCUGUUGCCGCUCGGCCCGCUCCUACGACUCCCCCAGUGCCCCCAACAGCAACCACGACCACCACCGCAGCAACCACACACCUUGACGCCUGGCUGAAGCUGAACGGCUCGUGUCCGCUUUCCAGGAACUUACCACUGCCAACCCCGCUGUCCACGCCGCCCUCGGAGGUCGUUUCACUCUCGCAGACUCGCAGUACGCCGUGGAUCGGAGGCGGAGGAGGUGAUAAGAUUUAUACUACCAUACCCAUCUCGUCACCGUGCUUUAAAUUUGGCUACAAUGGCGCACUCAGAUCUCGAAAGCAACAGCCCUCCCGAAAUCAAAGAGCCUUUGCUGAAGAUCCCCAAGUUGGACCAAAACGGCGUCUCCGCCGCUGACCCCUCGUUGCUCCUGAGAGUGAAAAAGCUCUCCGAGAAAGCGGUUUUGCCUUCGAGAGCCUCUCCUCUCUCCGCAGGCUACGAUCUGUCCAGUGCAACAGAGACAAAGGUACCGGCGAGAGGAAAAGCCCUGGUUCCAACUGACUUGAGCAUUGCAAUUCCUGAAGGAACAUACGCUCGCAUUGCGCCGAGAUCGGGCUUGGCGUGGAAGCACUCGAUCGAUGUGGGUGCGGGUGUGAUCGAUGCUGACUACAGGGGUCCAGUUGGGGUUAUACUGUUCAACCAUUCCGAUGUCGAUUUCGAGGUGAAAGCAGGCGACAGGAUCGCGCAGUUGAUUAUUGAGAAGAUCAUGACGCCCGAUGUGAUGGCGGUUGAGGAUUUGGACUCGACCGUGAGAGGCGAGGGUGGGUUCGGAUCUACUGGCGUAUGAGUAGUUCUUCCAGUCCUAUUAGUUACUUUGCUUCAGCCAUGUUCUGGUUUUUUUGUUUCUUAGUGACAAGGAUCAGGGACUCGUCGGAUUUUGUUAUGUGUAAUUUCGUCGAACAGAUAGUGAGCAAGUGCUGUGGUAUUGCUUGCUAGCAUCCUUAAUGGAAAUUAACAGGUUUCAUUUGUACAA
Molecule: messenger RNA, 1047 nt
Organism: Corylus avellana
Lineage: Eukaryota; Viridiplantae; Streptophyta; Magnoliopsida; Fagales; Betulaceae
Gene: DUT1
Product: DUTP-PYROPHOSPHATASE-LIKE 1
Biological process (GO): dUMP biosynthetic process; dUTP catabolic process
Molecular function (GO): magnesium ion binding; dUTP diphosphatase activity
Source: RefSeq, a predicted model, not a curated record